This is a messenger RNA of Chenopodium quinoa (quinoa), 2243 nucleotides long. RefSeq names its product sterol 14-demethylase-like. Bases 419 to 1891 code for a protein of 490 amino acids. The transcript is spliced from 3 exons. NCBI's taxonomy places the organism in Eukaryota, Viridiplantae, Streptophyta, Magnoliopsida, Caryophyllales, Amaranthaceae. The record is from RefSeq and is a predicted model, not a curated record. Gene Ontology annotation, molecular function: oxidoreductase activity, acting on paired donors, with incorporation or reduction of molecular oxygen; iron ion binding; monooxygenase activity.
AGUAUCAACUUCAUCCCCCAUGGCCCAUGUCUACAGUCUACUCCACUCCAUCCAUCCAGAUCCCAACUUUAAAGAAUUAGAUUAUUGGAAUCAUUUAGAUCAAAUCUGAACCACUGAUCUAAUAAUUAAAAAUAAAAAAUAACCCAAUGAAAAUUUAAACUCAAAUCUCACAAAAUCAAGAAUAAUAUAAAGCAUAAAAACAAAAAUUAAGAGUAUAAUACAUGGGAUAAUCCGCCUAACCCCACAGCUGUUCUUCGAAAUAAAAAAAUAACAAAAACAAGUGGGUCAAUUAGCGACAGUAUGUCUUAGUGCUGUGCAAAUACCUCACGUUUCAACCCCUCUUCACAUUUUCAUCUACUCUCCUUUCAUUGCUAAUUUUCUGCGUUUUUCAUGAUCUGUAGCGGAUAGAGCUAGCACAAUGGAGAUAGAGAUCAUGGACAGUAAGUUCUUAAAUGUGGGGCUACUCAUUGUAGCAACCCUUAUAGCUGCUAAAUUGAUAUCAGCACUAAUUAUGCCGAAAUCUGCAAAACGGCUACCUCCGGUGAUAAAGGCCUUUCCUCCUGUCAUUGGUGGCCUUCUUCGCUUUCUUAAGGGCCCCAUUAUCAUGCUGAAGGAAGAGUACCCAAAGCUUGGAAGUGUAUUCACCUUGAAUCUUGUCAAUAAGAAUAUUACCUUCUUGAUUGGUCCUGAGGUGUCUGCUCAUUUUUUCAAGGCACCUGAGACUGAUCUCAGUCAGCAAGAGGUCUAUCGCUUCAAUGUCCCUACUUUUGGACCUGGUGUAGUCUUUGAUGUAGACUACUCUGUUCGCCAGGAGCAGUUCCGCUUCUUUACUGAGGCUCUUCGUGCCAGUAAACUCAAGAGCUAUGUUGAUCAGAUGGUUGUGGAAGCUCAGGAUUACUUCUCCAAGUGGGGAGAGUCUGGGGAGGUUGAUUUGAAAUACGAGUUGGAGCAUCUUAUUAUAUUGACAGCCAGUAGAUGUCUCCUGGGUCAGGAAGUCCGUGACCAGCUCUUUGACGAUGUGUCUGCCUUAUUUCAUGAUCUUGAUAAUGGGAUGCAACCCAUUAGUGUUAUGUUCCCAUAUCUCCCAAUCCCUUGUCAUCGCCGCCGUGAUAGAGCCCGUAAGAAGCUAGCUGAGAUUUUUGCAAGGAUUAUAUGUUCGCGUAAAUCCUCUGGCAAGUGUGAGAAUGACAUGUUGCAGUGCUUUAUUGACUCGAAGUACAAAGAUGGUCGGGCAACAACAGAGGGAGAGGUCACAGGUCUUCUGAUUGCUGCACUGUUUGCGGGUCAACAUACCAGCUCCAUUACAUCUACAUGGACUGGUGCAUAUCUUCUUCGUUAUAAAGAAUUCUUUUCUGCUGUGGUUGAAGAACAGAAAACUGUCAUGAAGAAGCAUGGGGAGAAUGUAGACCAUGAUGUUUUAUCAGAGAUGGAUGUCUUGCAUCGCUGCAUCAAGGAAGCACUUAGACUCCAUCCUCCACUAAUUAUGUUGUUGCGCCAAUCACAUGGUGAUUUCAGUGUGACUACUCAAGAUGGUAAAGAAUAUGAUGUCCCCAAGGGUCAUAUUGUUGCUACCUCACCAGCAUUCGCCAACCGUCUCCCACAUAUAUACAAAGAUCCAGACAGUUAUGAUCCUAACCGUUUUGCCCCUGGUAGGGAUGAGGAUAAAUUAGCAGGGCAAUUCUCGUACAUCUCUUUUGGAGGGGGCAGGCAUGGUUGCCUUGGUGAGCCAUUUGCUUAUUUGCAAAUUAAGGCAAUUUGGAGCCAUCUUCUAAGGAAUUUUGAGUUUGAACUAAUUUCUCCAUUCCCAGAGAUUGACUGGAAUGCCAUGGUAGUGGGCGUGAAGGGGAAGGUGAUGGUUAGAUACAAGCGAAGAAAGCUUGUGGUUGACUGAUUGUGGUGAAGCACCCUUUAAAUUUAAUUUAUUUGAUAUGUUCUGUGCCACUAAGGCCAUGCUUGAUGUUCAUGUUAGUAGAGUUGGCAGUUGGUUGUAGAGCUGCACCUUUUUUUUUCUCUUUUUGAUUUUGCGUUUGUAUGUAGGAUGUUAUUAAUUCCAGUGUCUUUCAGAUGCAGACUCUUGUGGUUACGCCAUUUCUUGAAUUUUGACUAGACAUUACUACCGUAGCUCUUUUGGGUUGAUUUGGAACUGGUAAAUCCCUUUGCUAGAAUGCUAUCAUGAUACUCUACUCGGAUAGUUUCUGUAUGUUUCUGAAUACUCUUAAUGUGAACUGUUAUUCUUAUUGGAA